Molecule: messenger RNA, 4269 nt
Organism: Branchiostoma belcheri (Belcher's lancelet)
Lineage: Eukaryota; Metazoa; Chordata; Leptocardii; Amphioxiformes; Branchiostomatidae
Product: tetratricopeptide repeat protein 22-like
Exons: 3
Coding region: 1849-4182 (777 amino acids)
Biological process (GO): signal transduction
Molecular function (GO): protein binding
Source: RefSeq, a predicted model, not a curated record
GUAAGUUACACUACAAUGACUAUGUACAACGCAAACUUGUCUAUAUUAGCAACCGCUAAUAUUACUAUCUAGUUGUUUUUACCGUUUCAUAAACAAUAUCAUAUUUCUGCCUUUCUCCAGCUCACAGUGAAGUUUACAAACGUACGUCACUGUUGCUGUGAUACCUGAACAAACUAUUACAAUCAACGUCUUUAUUGAUUUGUUUGUUCUAUUUUCUUGUGUCAGGGUAGACCUGAGGUCAGUGACUUCUACUGAGGUGGUUACGUCACAAGGAAGUACAAAAGUCACUGUUGUACGGGGUAGACCAGGUCAGUGACUUUUACUGGGGUGCUUACGUCACAAGGAAGUACAAAAGUCACUGUUGUACGGGUGUGUUGGUAUUUAGCUUUAAGGCCGUACGUACUUUUAAAAUGCUUAAAUUACUUUUAAAGUAAACUUUAUAUGUGUUCAGGCUGGUUUCAUUGGCGCUGCAAUUAAACUUUGCGGCCGCCAUUGACAUUGUUUUUGCCGUUUCAUAAACAAUAUCAUAUUUCUUCCUUUCUCUAGCUCACAGUGAAGUUUACAAACGUACGUCACCGUUGCUAUGAUACCUGAACAAACUAACAUUUGGCGUUUUUAUUGAUUUGUUUGUUCUGUUUUUUCUUUAUUCAGGGCAGACCAGGUCAGUGACUUCACACGGCCUUACAGUGGCCCUGAACAUAGGCAUGAGUCAUGAAGUCAAGAAACUUGACCGACGUGGUGACGUCACAAGGAAGUAAAACAAAACACGUGUGCAUGUGUACAUUUUACCUAGUAGAUUUCAACAGCUGUAUGCUAUACAUGUGUAACGUUAAAUACAUAAUAUACAAUACCUUUCUAUGCUAAAGCUCAUAAACCCUGAAGUAGGACAUUGGGAGCUUCUUUGGGUAUGGUACUAGCUAAGUGACAGGUAAGCUAAGCACAUUUAACAAGCCCUUCCAUUGUCAAAAGAUAAAUACGUUGGGCAAGUACACUAUGUUUACUUGAGUGGAAAAGUACUGAAAGUCCUGCAGGAAGUAGUUGGACUGACACUGUUUAACUUCUCGGAACUUACCUGACAGUAAAUUCAAUUUACCGUAAACGUUUGGUAUUGUAAGACCCCCAAAUACCCCCAAGGUGAUUGAUAGAAAUACUUGGAAAAUGGCAUGUAUCAGGAUAUAAUAUACGAGUACAAUACCCUUGUAUGCUAAAGUUGAUAAACCCUAAGUAGGGCAUUGGGAGCUUGUUUGAGCAUGGUACUAGCUGACAGGUGUUAGAUGUUAAGCUUCCUUUGUCAAAAGAUAAAUACGUGGGGCCAAGUGCACUAUGUUCACUUGGGUGGAAAAGUACUGAAGUACUUCAGGAAGUAAUUCGACUCGCACUAUGAAAAAACACAUUGUAGAGCCUAUGACCAGUGGUAGAGCCUGCGUAGUAGGCUCAAGAAACUGUAAAGAUCUCUGUUUAAUCAAGGCGCUUUCAUGAGCUUGGUUUAAUGUUCUUGGUAUUGUAAUUAAGACCCCCAAAAUACCCCAAGGGGUAACGGCAGAGUGCUCGACUCGGAAACAAGAGGUCCCGGGUUCGAGUCCUUUCCCGCGUCGCUCAGGUGAAAAUGAGCAUUGUAUUGUCCCCAGUGUUGGUGGCGGCAUUAAUAUAAGAUGACAAAACUUGGGUGUGUCCCCACCACAUCUUGUGAUUACAUGUGCGAAUAUAAAAAAAAAUGCCCCAAGGUGAUUGGUAGAAACAUUUGGAAAACGUUGCAAACAAACUCUUAUAACAACACAUCUUUUGUGUGUCAUUUUGAGAAGUCCAUUGUGUUGUGUUGUCACGUCCCAUUUCACCUAUUAGGUGCACAUGCAUUGGCAAUUACAGGAACGGUUACAACGCAAAUCGCCUGCGUUGCCUGGCAACGCUGCCGGUGCCAUGUUCACUGCACCUGCAAACAUGGCUGAAGAAACUUUCUUCCCCGUUCCCAAACCUGGGUUUUUUCACUUUGAUCUGUUCGUCAAGGACACGAAGGAUGUUUCACCGUGGUAUGACGAGCUCAAGGCUAGACUGGACCAGGAGACGGGGCCUAUGGAGAGUGCAAUGACCAACUUAUUGGCUGUUUUUGCGUUCUACAAACUACGCGGGGGAGGGGAAGCACGAAAACUCCUGGAGAACCUCACCCGAAUGGAUGAGAACAAUCUCAACGGUAUCGCCAACAAGCAGUUCAUAUACGGCAAACUGAUGAGAGCAAAGGACGAGAUGGCGUGUAGGGAUCGGUUACAGGAACUGCUUUCGGACCAAUCCGAUGCUGCCAGAGCACGAAAUGCUCGCUGUUUUGCUGAACAGGGCUUCGCGAUCGCCUUUGACGUAAGGGACGACAGCAAAGACAUGGUGUCGAAGAUCAGGCGCGCAAUAGGUCUAUUCGAAGAUGCACUGAGGUUAAUGUGUACUGCCGACGCCAUGACCACGCAGGACGCCAUGACCACGUGUCUUGUUUGGAAGUUCUACCUGAGUAAAUGUUACUUGCGACUCGACCAAGUUACAGAACACGCACUCCAAACACAAGACAAUAACCCGAAAGGCUUGAUUGACGCUCAAACGCUUUUGAUCGCGGUGACCAAACUGGAUCCGUGCUGGAAGCACAGUACAUUCUACAUCGCACGAGCAUGGGCCUUACUUGGAUCUUUGGAGAGCAAGUUCAGAAAAGCGUUCCAAAGUUAUGAAACCCCUGAGUACAUUAUGCAAGAAAUUCCCCACACAGAGGAAGAAAGCGAUGUUGGGCCUCAGUUGGGUUGCUUCAUCAAAGCCGUGAAAAUUAACCCACAUGGCGAGGACGGAGAGAUCUACAGGAGGUUUGGACACAUGUACCUACAUGAGCAUCUCUACGAAAAAGCUCGACAGAUGUUGGACAAGUCAAUAGAUAUAAUGCCUGGAAGUACAAGUAACUUGAUGGCAUAUUACAUCAGAUCUCUUGUAAACCUAUGCGAAUACAAGCACUUGUUGAAACAGUGUAGACGAAACGAAGGGGCACUGCCCUCGAAAGAAAUACUGCAAAGAGCUAAAGCAGACGCCAUCGUUUGCUGUGACGGUGCGACUCCACCGUUUACAAUUUGCCACCUUGGAGAGGUCUGCCACAGGCUGGCGACCCAUCCUCUCAAACACGAAGUGGAAGACUGGGAUGAACUAGGAGACGCGCUUGACCACUUCGCCUUAGCACUGCAGCUAGAAGACGGUUACACCAGCCCCAAGAUACAGGCUGCCAGAGGCUGGUGCCUUGGAGAUGCUGGAGAGCAUGAGAAGGCAGCAGAGUCCUUCAAGCGCGCCGUUGAAAACGAUGCUCACAACACGAGCUACUCGUGGAACCUGACUCAGGUGUUGAAACACCUUUUGAUACUUCACAAUGGAUCAGAGGACGGUCACAGAGAACAUUACAUCGCCGAAGUAGCUUUCUGGAUCAAGGAAGGCUACAAGAAAUACGCGGACAUAACACCAGUACUUCGCCAUUGUGUAUUCAAGUUUGGCAGUCAGAUGUUACAGGUAUGUCAGUACCUCAUUGGCUGUGACAACUGCCACCUGGCGAGGAUGUGUCUUGGAUGUUUUGAACGGCAUCGCAAUGACACAUAUCGUGCAGACGCAGACUCCAUGCUGUCUACACUUCCAGAAGAAGAUGCUGAGGCCAGCGCAGCUGGAAUGGACGGCAGGUCCCCCACACAGCCCAAGCAGGAAACACGGGUGAAGGUGCCGGUGACAGUGGAGAAAUCGCGUCACGGUCAGGAGUUCAAAUACGACUUUUUCGUCUCACACAGCAGCAAAGACGCUGGUUGGGUAAACUACGCACUCCUACCUGCACUGGAAGUGGACAUGCGAUUUAAAGGUUGUGUCGCUGAUCGGGACUUCAUACCGGGGAAAAGCGUGUACGACAACAUCAUCUCCAGCAUUGAGAACAGCUACAAGACCCUGCUGGUCCUUACACCACACUUCAUGACCAGUGAGUGGUGUAAGUACGAGACUGAGCAGGCAUUGUACAAGAGUCUGAGGGGCAAGACCGAGCGUGUCAUUCCCAUCAUGCUCGAAGCGUGUGACGUACCGGAAUCCUUACGCACCAUCACGUACUUUGACGUGUCAAGAGACGUAAUCGGCUCUUAUGAUUGGUUGAAACUGAAGAAGGCUUUAGAGCAGACUCCUUCAAAAGGGGACUAGCUACAUCUACAUGUCAAUAUACAUGUAAGAGAAAAGAAGACUGUAUUAUGUAGAUAAUUUGAAAUACAAUAUUCUAACAUGUUGUUA